CAAAUUGUUUGAAGUUUUAUAUAUAUAAUGUAUGUAUAUAUAAGCCUUAUAAAAUUUCUGAAUGCAUCCUAUUCCUAUCCCUAAACAUACGGCAAAUAAACAUAAAAGCGAAAUGGCUGCUGCCAGUGAUAAAUUAGAAGAUUGCGAAGUAUGCGGCGCGACGAAAGCUAAAUACACGUGUCCGAAAUGCGAGGUUAGAACAUGCUCCCUCGUGUGUGUAAACCUACAUAAGAAGGAAUUAGAUUGUAAUGGAAUCCGAGACAAAACAAAGUUUAUUCCUAUAGCGUCGUUUGCCGAUUUGGAUUUGCUAAGCGAUUAUCGUUUUCUUGAGGAAGUUGGCAGAUUAGUUGAUACAAAAAAACGAAAUCCAGAAAAGAAAUAUAUACGUCAAUUUAUUCUACCAAUGCACUUACAUAAACUGAGAUGCGCUGCAUCUUACAGAAAAACAUCGUUGUUAUUUAUGCCAAAAAUCUUUAGUCGACACAAAGAGAAUACCACGUUUCUUAAUUGGAAGACCAAUGAAUUAUUCUGGCGAAUAGAAUGGAUUUUCCCACAAGCUCAAAAUGUAAAAUGGGUUGUGGAAAGAACAUCAGACAAUGCAAGAUUAUCGACACUUGUAGAACAGGUUUUAGAUCCAAUCUCUUCAGAAAACGAGACUGAUAUUGAAAAAUUAAAUGUAAAAUUGGCUUUAGCUGAUAAAUUACAAUUUUAUCGAGCAGCUGGACUAACUAGUAUCAAAGUUCUCUUAAAAGCUGAGAAAGUAAAGAAAGCAAACUUUAAAUUCUACGAUUUAGAUUUAACACUUACACUGAAAGAAAAUUUGGAAAAUAAGACUAUAGUGGAAUUUCCGACAUUGUAUGUCAUUAUGAAAGAUCAUUCUGAUAUGUAUGAAAUUGUAGAUACUGAUGAGGAAACAAGUGAUACAGAAUGUAAAAGUCUGGGAGUAAGAAAACGAAGAAAAAAUGAAUUUAUUAAAAAAGAAAAUGAGCCAAUAAAUUACUUCUUCAAUGAUUUUUCGGGAUCUGAUGAUGAAAAAUUAGAUAACAAACAACAAAAAAAGGAACAUUCACCUGAAUUGGAUAUACCUAAUUACGAAGAAUUAUAAAAGUUGUGAAUUCAUAUACGUAGAAUAUAAGAAAUAUUGAUUUAUAUAUGAUCUUUAUUGUAAAUAUAUCUUUCACCAUUAUAGUUAUGAUAUAAUUAAAACACAUAUAAACAUAAUGACGUGAAUGAUCG
Messenger RNA from Formica exsecta, 1236 nucleotides. RefSeq names its product box C/D snoRNA protein 1. Bases 62 to 1105 code for a protein of 347 amino acids. NCBI's taxonomy places the organism in Eukaryota, Metazoa, Arthropoda, Insecta, Hymenoptera, Formicidae. The transcript is spliced from 7 exons. Gene Ontology annotation, biological process: maturation of LSU-rRNA from tricistronic rRNA transcript (SSU-rRNA, 5.8S rRNA, LSU-rRNA); box C/D snoRNP assembly; snoRNA localization. Gene Ontology annotation, cellular component: nucleus; pre-snoRNP complex. The record is from RefSeq and is a predicted model, not a curated record.